AUGGCCGGAAUUCAAUUAAAUAAAUGUUUAGCAUUUUUUAUAAGUCCGGCUUUAAUAACCAUUUUUGUUGAUCAAAUUAAAAAUAAAAAAGAAUGGAAUUAUAUUUUUGUAUUAUUUUCUGUUUUAAGUUUUUUGGCAAAUAUAUUAUUUUGUAUUGUGGCUACAGAUAAACCUCAAAAAUUCACAUAUACAUUAGAAAACUGA
This is a messenger RNA of Meloidogyne enterolobii, 204 nucleotides long. NCBI's taxonomy places the organism in Eukaryota, Metazoa, Nematoda, Chromadorea, Rhabditida, Meloidogynidae. The record is from the annotation of a GenBank genome assembly.